AUGGAGGGAGAUUCUGUCACUCUACACAGUGAUGUUACUAAAGUACAGGGAGAUGAUCUGAUACUGUGGUUGUUUAGACCUGAAGAGACUUGUAUAGCUCAAAUCUAUAAGCUGAACAUUGACAUGUAUGACAGUACUGUGACAUUUGGAUACAGACUGCAGAUGGACAGUCAAACUGGAUCUCUGACCAUCAGAAACAUCAGAACUGAACACAGUGGACUUUAUAAACUACAGAUCUUCAGAAACAGAAAAACUUCAUACGAAAGAUUCAGUGUUACUGUCUAUGCUCGUCUGCCUGUUCCUGUCAUCACCAGAGACUCUUCACAAUGUUCUUCAUCUGAAAGAUCAUCAAGCUGGAACUGUUCAUUGCUGUGCUCAGUAUUGAAUGUGAAUCAUGUGACUCUCUCCUGGUACAAAGGAAACAGUUUAUUGUCCAGCAAAAGUGUGUCUGAUCUCAGCAUCAGUCUCUCUCUACCUCUGGAGGUGGAAUAUCAGGAUAAAAACACCUACAGCUGUGUGAUCAACAAUCCCAUCAGCAACCAGACUCAAAACAACAUUAACAUCACUCAACUCUGUCACACGUGUCCAGGUAUCACAGAAUCUUUACAGGGCCAGCAUUUACAUCUCAUAGUGCCGAUAGCUGUUACUAUUGUUGUGCUGGUAGUGGUCACAGCUGUCGUUGCAUUUAUGAUGCACUACCGCCCCAUAAAAUGUAAGCAAGCAGGAGAAGAUGGGUAGGCCUGUUGUUGCAGAUGUUCACACUGUGUAUUCAAGUGUUAAGAUAUGAACGUGGAUCCAACAGACUGUUCAUUCAUUGUUAUUUUGUAGCUUUCAUCAUUCAGCUUUUUUU
Labeo rohita (rohu) is the source of this 850-nucleotide messenger RNA. Its product is annotated as SLAM family member 5-like. The transcript has 4 exons. Lineage: Eukaryota; Metazoa; Chordata; Actinopteri; Cypriniformes; Cyprinidae. The record is from RefSeq and is a predicted model, not a curated record. Bases 1 to 738 code for a protein of 245 amino acids.